AUGGUCUGUCAGCUCCACGUCGGCAUGAUGGAGCGAGUCACGGACAACGAAGCUGUCUCAGAGACAUUCGCAGUGGCCAAUGGAGUGAAGCAGGGCUGCGCCCUGGCGCCUACCCUCUUCAGUCUCAUGUUCUCUGUCAUGCUGAUGGACGCCUACCGUGAUGAACGCUCCGGGAUCCGCAUCACCUACAGGACGGACCGCCAACUCCUCAACCACCGACGGAUGCACUUCCAGUCGCGUGUGUCCACAACUGCCGUUCAUGAACUUCUCUUCGCCGACGACUGUGCCCACAACACCACCUCAGAAGGGGACAUGCAGAGGAGCAUGGAUCUCUUCGCCUCCUCCAAACCCUGA
Spirometra erinaceieuropaei is the source of this 354-nucleotide messenger RNA. The record is from the annotation of a GenBank genome assembly. NCBI's taxonomy places the organism in Eukaryota, Metazoa, Platyhelminthes, Cestoda, Diphyllobothriidea, Diphyllobothriidae.